AUGGCUUUUGGAAUUCAUUUCUGUAAAGAGAUGCAUAGAAUGAGAGGCGGAGCCUUAUAAAUCACGGAGCGAGAGAGGGAGCGAUAGUCUCGGCAGUGUUGGAGAGAAGGGAGGAGAAGGGUGGUGGCCUGCUCUUCCCUCCCACAAAAGAACCGGCGGCCCCCGAGCAAGUUUUUCCGAUCGAUUCCCUCCGUUCCGCCGGAAAAGUGACCGGUUCAUGCUCUUUACCCUCCGCCGGCUUCUUCCCACUACCAUCCAGUGAUGGGUCGGUGGUGUUCUCCGUUCAAAGGCGUGGUCGAGGAUGUCAAAGGAAGAUUGCCCUGCUACAAGGAAGAUUGGGUGGCCGGAUUUCGAUCCGGAUACAGGAUUUUGGCACCAACGACGUACAUAUUCUUCGCCUCUGCACUUCCUGUCAUCGCUUUCGGUGAGCAGCUCAGCAGAGAAACAGAUGGGAAGCUCAGCGCAGUGCAGACGUUGGCAUCGACUGCCCUUUGUGGCAUCAUGCACUCGAUACUGGGGGGGCAGCCAUUGAUGAUAGUGGGCGUUGCAGAGCCCACUGUUAUAAUGUAUAUUUACCUGUACAAUUUCGCAAGGCAAAGGAAGGAUCUUGGCGAGGGCCUGUAUUUGGCAUGGGCUGGAUGGGUUUGCAUUUGGACUGCUCUCUUGCUUUUUCUCCUGGCCAUAUUCAACGCAUCUGCUAUUAUCAGUCGAUUUACAAGGAUUACAGGGGAACUGUUCGGCAUGAUGAUCACUAUACUCUUCAUCCAAGAAGCAAUCAAGGGGCUGGUAGAUGAAUUCAGAAUACCAAAAGGCGAAGACGCAAGCGUGGAACGCUACCAAUUUCAAUGGACAUACGCGAACGGGUUGCUUGGGAUCAUCUUCUCGUUUGGGCUACUCUUUACUGCUCUGAGAAGUAGAAGUGCCAGGUCAUGGAAAUAUGGCACAGGUUGGUUCAGAAGCUUCAUUGCUGAUUAUGGUGUUCCUUUGAUGGUCCUGGUGUGGACUGCGCUCUCAUACAGUGUACCAAGAGAAGUACCACAAGGGGUUCCUAGGAGACUCGCUAGUCCUGUCACUUGGGACAAAAGGGCAGUGACUAACUGGACGGUUAUCAAGGAUAUGGCCAUGGUGCCACCUCUGUACAUCUUCGUCGCCUUGGUGCCUGCAAUAAUGAUCGCAGGACUCUACUUUUUUGACCACAGUGUAUCAGCUCAGAUGGCACAGCAAAAGGAAUUCAAUUUGAAGAACCCAGCUUCUUACCACUACGACAUUUUAAUGCUCGGGUUUAUGGUCCUGAUCUGUGGUUUGGUAGGUCUUCCUCCUUCAAAUGGCGUCAUACCACAGUCUCCCAUGCACACAAAGAGCCUAGCUGUUCUGAAGCGGCAGUUAAUCAGAAGGAAGAUGGUAGAAAGCGCCAAGGAGGGCAUAAAAUUGAAGGCCAGCAACAGUGAAAUAUAUGGCAAGAUGCAAGAAGUAUUUAUUCAGAUGGACAGUAAUCCAGAAAACGCCGUAGUCACCAAAGAACUCAAGAACUUGAAAGAAGCUGUAUUGGGGAGCUCUGGUAAUAAUGGGGCUAAGGACGGUGGUUUUGAUCCUGAAAAGCACAUAGAUGCUCAUCUUCCAGUUCGCGUUAAUGAGCAGAGAGUUAGCAACCUUGGCCAAUCUUUGCUCGUUGCUGGCUGUCUUGGUAUCAUGUCCAUCAUCAAGAUGAUACCAACAUCUGUUCUUUGGGGUUAUUUUGCUUACAUGGCUAUUGAUAGCCUGCCAGGCAACCAGUUCUGGGAGAGGCUGCUCAUGCUCUUCAUUACUCCCACUCGCAGAUUCAAGGUUCUACAAACGGGACAUGCUUCAUUCGUCGAAUCAGUGCCAUUUAAGUACAUAGCCUAUUUUACUUUGUUCCAGCUGGUUUACCUGAUGGCGUGCUUCGGCAUCACGUGGAUACCUGUAGCAGGGAUACUCUUCCCUGUUGCUUUCUUUCUUCUCAUAGUCAUUAGAAUAUAUAUCCUACCCAAGUUAUUCUACAGACACCACUUAAUGGAACUUGAUGCUGCUGAGUAUGAAGAAAUUGCUGGUGCUGCAAUGUUUGAGAAGAAUCUCUCCAUCAGGGAACUGGAAAUCCCCCAAGGUGGUGAGGAGGAAGGGUGCAUGGAAGUCUGUGAUGCAGAGAUCUUGGAUGAGAUUACUACUCAUAGAGGAGAAAUCAAGGUCAGAAAUUUUAGCGGAGACCUUGAUAUGAAGCAUUUUCAGGUUCAUCCGUCGCAAGAAACAAACCACGAAUGAGUUGGAAGAAAGAGAGAUGUAAACACAUUGAUGCCUUCUUUGCAUAGAGGAGCUUCUUGUUGGGAAAUGAAAAGACAUGGAGCAACUCUUUAAUGUUCAAGGGAUCAAUGACAGAAAAUUUUAUAGUUUUGUUAGCCUAGAUUGUGAAGAAAAAUCGCAUGAUAUAGUUCACUCAAAAUAAGGGAGAAAAAGUGAAGAUACGAUGUGGCUGUGAAUCUGUGAUGUGUUACUGCUCCAUUGCAGUACCAUUUUUAUCUGUUGUAUGUAAAUGUGUACUGAGCAAAGAUAAAAUCCCAAUACCAUGCUGUUAAUCGAAGGCUCUGUGGAGCUUAUGGUAUUUCAAGCGUAGUCCUGCCAUAUGUUUACCCAUUCUCUCUAUUUAUCCAAGAUAGAAAUAGAAGAUUGCUACAUUUUGCCUAGUACAAUAUUCCACUAACU
Nymphaea colorata (pocket water lily) is the source of this 2715-nucleotide messenger RNA. Its product is annotated as boron transporter 4-like. The record is from RefSeq and is a predicted model, not a curated record. Gene Ontology annotation, cellular component: plasma membrane. Gene Ontology annotation, biological process: monoatomic ion homeostasis; monoatomic anion transport; transmembrane transport. NCBI's taxonomy places the organism in Eukaryota, Viridiplantae, Streptophyta, Magnoliopsida, Nymphaeales, Nymphaeaceae. Bases 262 to 2277 code for a protein of 671 amino acids. The transcript has 13 exons. Gene Ontology annotation, molecular function: solute:inorganic anion antiporter activity.